Quercus robur (English oak) is the source of this 705-nucleotide messenger RNA. Its product is annotated as heavy metal-associated isoprenylated plant protein 2-like. NCBI's taxonomy places the organism in Eukaryota, Viridiplantae, Streptophyta, Magnoliopsida, Fagales, Fagaceae. Gene Ontology annotation, molecular function: metal ion binding. The transcript is spliced from 3 exons. The coding region runs from base 86 to 430 and encodes 114 amino acids. The record is from RefSeq and is a predicted model, not a curated record.
UAUAAAUUGGUUUUUUCAGAAUCCUACAUGCAGAGGAUGGAAAAAUAAAUAAAAGUAGUUGAAUUCAGACUUUUGCUUUGCCACCAUGAAGAAAAUCGUGAUAAAAGUCAACAUUAACUGUCAGAUUUGCAAGACCGAAGUACUGAAAGCUGUUACCAAGCUUACAGGUAUAGAUAAAGUAUCCGUGGAUGGAGAGAAGGGAAUGUUAACUAUUGUAGGAGAUGUUGAUCCAGUGUUGGUUGUAAGGAAUCUCAAGAAGAUUGGAAAGGUACCGGAGAUCAUCAGUGUUGGACCGCCAAAGCCUCCUGAAUAUUGCGAAGAGUUCAAGUUUCGUGAAUGUCGUCCUUGCCCUCCAUCCUGUAAGGAGUGUCAGCUCAUUUUCACUACCUAUCCUUACAUUAAUGAUGGCAGAACGUGCUCCAUCCUAUGAGAAUUAUAUUGAGAGUGCCUUAAUUUGUAUCUCUAUAUAUCUGUGUUGAAUAUAUUGUAUCAAAUGUCUGUGUUAGCUACGUGAAUGCAGUUCUUGCAUGCAUUCUAAUGAGUGUCAGCUCAUUGCCAUCAGCUAUAUAUAUAUCCUCACUAUGAUGGCUGACUGUGCUAUAUCCUAUGAGAAUGCAAUCCGGCUUGUAUCUGCGUUGUAUCAAACGUACUAUCAUGGUGUAAAUAAAUAAUUACCAUCAACUAAUUAAUUGAACGCAGUUUUUU